ACCUCCCCAGAGCGGGAAAACAACACCUCUCUCUCUCUACUUUCUCUCUCAUCUGCGCAUCAAAGCAACCCAAAAUGUUUCCUCCAUUGACGAACACCUCUCGCUUCUGUCUCUCUCUCUUUCGCUUUCGGAUUCCGUGGGUUGAGCUCUACUUGCGUCUAGCUUCGCUGUCCAUCUUCGCCUAAGAGCUCCCUCUCUCUCUCUCUCUCUCUCUCUCUCUCUGGCAUCUCUUUCGCGGCGAUUGCUUGCGUACAGCUGAGAAAUCAUGGCGGAUUCGUUCGGAGGGUUCUCCAUACGGGAGUACGCCUUGAAGAUGAGGAGCGAGGACGCCGCGAAAUGCUGGCCGUUCAGUAGCGGCGACCGCGAUGACGCGAUCGCUCGGGAAGUCGCGGAGUCUCUCCUCCCUCCCAUGUCCGUCGCCAAGUCCCGCUGGUGGUCCCGCGAGCUCGAGAUCGCCAGAUCAACCAGUGACGACCUCCACGCGCCCUCCCGGGGCGCCAACGGCGCGCGCGGUUUCGUUUCCACGGGGUCGUCGAGCCUCGGGGAGCCGCGGCCGAGCUCGGGCGAGCCGCCGAGAUCGGAGAUCAUCACUUUCGAUUGCCCGGUCUGUGGCGUCCUGACGGCGGCUACGGUGAACGCCGUGAACGCGCACGUGGACAGUUGUCUCGCUAGGCAGGAGGAGAAGCGGCAGAUGAAGGCGAAGGCCAAGUCGAGAGCGCCGAAGAAGCGCUCUAUUGUCGAGAUCUUCGCCAUGUCGCCGCAGGUCCAGAGGUUUAGCGGCCGCGAGGACUCGACGAUAGCUGAAGACGAGGAGGAGGACGAGGAGGAACAAGAACGAGAAGACGAGUCUCGCCAUAAAGCGACCGAUGCUGUGAAUUUGAGGAAGAAGAAGGUGAAGAAAAAGAAGAACACUGUGUGGCCUCGCGUGUCAGCCGUGGGGAAAAUCCAUAAGAAGAAGAAGAAGAACAAGAACAAGAAGGCGAAGAAGAAGAAGAAGAAGGCGUUGAAGAAGAUCAGUGGAAAUGGGUCAAUUAACAAGGAGAGUAGUCCAAAGCUUAGGCGGAAAAUUGCAUCCCAUUUGAGCAGAAAUGUGAAUUGUUUAUGGAACAAGAAGAAUAAAAAUGACAUACUAGAUGCUGCAAGCAUAAAUAAGGAAAAGCCCAGUCUCAACUCUUUAUCUUCACCAAAGAAGCAUAAGGCUAUGGAACCAUGUAAGUCUAUUGCCAAGCGCCAGAAACCAGAAUGUCCUGUUCGUGGCAUUCUCAAAAAACGUGCAAGAUCUUAUUCUGGGCAAGAUUCUACAGUCUGUAACAGACAGAGCAGUGCCCACGUAAAUUCUCAGACUGCACUAGUUGAAAAGCAUGUGAGGUUCUUGAUUAAGGAUGAUAAGUCCGGGACCCAAGCAAAAUCAAAUCUUCAGGCCAGUCUUCAACAAUCCGGCGGGCAUGCAGGUUACACAGAUGAGGACCAUGGUCAAUUGAUUGGAAGAGGAGGAGAUCUGGUCCAAGUAAUUGGAGCUGGGGACAACCUCUCUGAUAGUGGGAAAGAUGGAACUGAGGAUCAAGCCAUUACUCGAAAAGGACAAUUGCCAGAUACCUGUCAUCAUAUUGAUAUAAGAAGUCAUGUGAGGCCCCAAGCUAGUUGUCAGCAUAUUGUGAAUCUGUCAGAAGAAUCUAAUUCGCCAAGUCAAAUUACAAGGGUUUCCCAUGAACAUUUCAAAAUGUAUGGUCAGAUGAAGUUGGCUGUGGAUGACAGCCCCCAAAAUGUGGACUACCGUGCUUUCCAAGGGGCAGUGAAUGGAAGGGCUGCAUCAUGCUCAAAUGUUAGUGUAGCCAGUAGUGCAUUUAGGCCUGAAAAUUCUGGUACAGAGUUGAUGAAAUGCUUUCUUGGUGCCAACCAUGAUUUUUGUGGAAAGAAACCCAUCGCAAUGGCUGUUACAAGAUCGUCUUCAUCUUGUUUUGCGAUCAACGGAAGUUUGAGUGGGAGGCUUUCCAUGUCAUCAGUGUCUUCAGUGGAGGAUGCAGCUGACUAUGCUGUACUUAAACAACCAUUAUGUUCUCUUCCUCCGAGGAAUUUGAGCGGUAACUUGACUCACUUGCCUGAGUGGAGCGAAAGAAUUGUUUCCUUAACUGGAAAAUCUAUGGAUGAGGAUUUUUUGGGCUUACCACUCAAUUCACAUGGUGAGCUGAUUCAGCUGAACUCAAGUGGUUCUAUGCAUACCCAGGUAAAGAAGUGGGACAUGGUACCUGGUUCCUCAAAUUUCUUGCCUAAUGAAAGUCUGAUCCAAUCAAGAAAUAUGGGAGACCAUUCAAGAUUGAAAGAGAAUUGUUUUGUAGAAAGAGCGCGCAAAAAGAUCAGCUGAACUUGUUUCCCAUGGAAAAUUUUUCUGUAGAGAACUCAAGGUUGAGCUUGCUGUCCAACCAAGGUGGCUUGGAAUCUCAAGACACAACCAGAGCUGAUGUUUUCUGGCAAAACUUUGAAAGGCGUAGCAGUUCGGCUUACCCGCUUGAUGCAGACAUAAACCAGAAAAACAUCCCUGUUAAUGCUUGCAGACAGUAUGACCUGUUUGAGACCCAAAAAGGGAAGGGGGUGAUUUACUUCAAGGAAAAUGCAGAUCAUGUGUUGCCAACUACCACCCCAGUGACGAUGCGGCUGAUGGGAAAAGAUGUCGCUGUUGGUAGAAGCAGCAGGGAGACACAUGGAUCCGAGGAUGGGAAAAUUUGGACUGAUAAACAAAUCAUAAUAGAGCAUCAACCUUCAAGUAGUCUGAAAAACAGUUUCUCGGAGAAUAAUCCUUUCUUACAUGACUGGUCUGCAUAUUCAGCUCCGCGAAAACCAAAAGGAACUCUACACCCCUCAUUUGAAAGUCAAAACGCAUUUCAUCUCAGAUCUCCCCAAAAAGCUCCUGAAUCCUUAGUUUCCAAUCCCUGCAUUGGCUGGCAAAGUGAGGUAGUACUUCCAGAUGGCAAAGUUUCAGCACAAAGAAAUCCCUAUUUAGAACACCGACCUUUUACUCACCAUCCUUAUUCUCCUUUGGUUUUCCAAUUGACUAACCAUCCUGAGCCCUUUAUGGUUGGAGCUGAAACAUUAAGAGCAGACUCUCAACUAGCUUCACGAUCCGUUUCUCAUCAGAGCUGUCAACAGAUGAAUAGGGGUCCAGAGCUCAAAAACCAGCAGAGUCUCCCUCAUCCUAAAACAUCAGCUCCGACUGUUCCUUUUCUAAGUCCAGAUUUCAGAGAACAAAAGCAAAUAGCACAGCAGUGGCAGUUACCAAGCUCCCAUAAGGAACUACCUCGGUUUACUUUCAGUCGUCCAGCCGCAGAAUCUAGAGAGCCUACACCGUCGCAAUUGAAGAGCUUCUCUAAGGAUCUAUCCCUGUGGAGACCAAUACCGAAUGCAUCAGAGCGGGGAAGUGCCCCAAGUCCUCAGUAUCAAUCAUUUUGUGAUGGAGGCAGCAUUCAUCAUUCCUAUGGUACACCUGCAAACAACUUUUUCCCAACUCCACAUAUGCAUUAUCCACCAGUUACUUCUUUUCCCUACAAUACCAUGGCUUCACAAGUGGACAAUCCUCUGGUUGUGUCACCUGUAGCUUGCCCACGCCCGCCAUUUGUGCCUGUGCUCCCACGGAGUAAACCGACUUCUGCUGUUAGCAUGAGCUAUAGAAACGGAACUGAUUUAGGAGGUGGCACUAGGUCAAAUUCUUUCGGUGUCAAAAUUCCUGGUUUUUGUAAGAAAACCAAGAAGAGGCCUGCCGUCGGAGUGGAUGAUCUCCAGAAGCAUGGUAAGCCAAACUUAAAACUGCAAAGGCAUGGAGUGGGACUACCAAUAUCGAGAGAGAAUCCAUCACUCAAGCUGGACUCAAACGGGGAAAGAGCAAGCAGCACGGUAUGUCUUCAGGAUGGGAUUCAGAAGGAUGGGUUUGUGAGUUUGCUUGGCGGUCAAUCGUUUAAACUGACUGAAGCUGCCAAACCAGGUCCAACGAAACUGAGCGCUGGAGCAAAGCACAUUCUGAAACCGAAUAAGAAUGUGGACGAUGAUAACUCCAUGCCCAUUCAUUCAACAAUCCCUUUUGCCGGAAUCACUAUGGUUCCAGAAUCUCAAGUGAAGUCAGCAAAGAUAUAUGAGUUCUAGCGGACGAGGUUCUACACCGACAGUAUAUGAAGGCCGUGCUUCAUAAUUGCUAAUUCUCCUGUUCCAGGCAAUUGCUGUUCGGUGAUCGAGGAUGAACGGCUGCUAUUAUUACCCUUCAGUGGGUGACCUCCCCGAUCUCCGGCUGAUUUUUGGGAAGCAUUUUGGGGUCGUGUGAAAGCCAAUUCGACAGGUUGGUUAAUUAUUCCUUUAGUUUCUCUAAUGUGAUCGCAGCAAGUGUUUUUGGUGCCGAGUUAAUUUAAUUCUGCAACUCUAAAUUUCUGUGUCUGUAAGUUUUGGAUUGUUUCCUCGAGUGCUUGAAUUCUGGAAGAACUCGUGUUUGCCACCAGAGUUAAGAUGAAGUACGAACCUUGUAUUUACGAUUGCUUUUACUGGGUUUUGUC
Messenger RNA from Rhodamnia argentea, 4532 nucleotides. RefSeq lists its product as uncharacterized. NCBI's taxonomy places the organism in Eukaryota, Viridiplantae, Streptophyta, Magnoliopsida, Myrtales, Myrtaceae. The record is from RefSeq and is a predicted model, not a curated record. The transcript has 5 exons. Bases 266 to 2362 code for a protein of 698 amino acids.